CUUAGGCGGCGCCAUUUUGUGCUCAGAGCCGCUACAGCCGCCGGGGGUGUGGGAAGUGGGUGGCGGGGACGCGAGACCUGGGAUGGCGGAGACUCUGGCAGGGUCCGGCGAGUCGGGUUCUGGCACAGCCGCUGUCGGGUCGGGUACCUCGGAGGCCGGGACGCGACGGCUGAGCGACUUGCGGGUGAUAGACUUGCGGGCGGAGCUGAAGAAGCGGAACCUGGACACGGGCGGCAACAAGAGCGUCUUGAUGGAGCGGCUCAAAAAGGCGGUUAAGGAAGAAGGGCAGGAUCCUGAUGAAAUUGGUGUUGCGUUGGAAGCCACAAGCAAGAGGACAACAAAGAGGUGUAUUAAAGGACAAAAGAUGGAGGAAGAAGGUACAGAAGACAAUGGCCUGGAAGAAGAUUCCAGAGAUGGGCAGGAGGAUAUGGAUGCAGGUUUAGAGAGCUUGCAGAACCUCGACAUGAUGGAUGUGGGUGUGUUGGAAGAAAGCGAAGUUGAGAAUAGCAGUGCUCCCGACUUUGGGGAGGACGGCGCUGACAGCAUUCUCGGUUCCCUUUGUGAUAGCAAAGAAUACGUGGCGGCCCAACUGCGAGAGCUCCCGGCGCAGCUCACAGAACAUGCUGUGGAUGGGGAGGGCUUCGAGAACACUUUGGAUGCUUCAUCAUUGGACUUCAAAGUACCUCCGGAUAUUGAAGAACCUCUAUUGGAGCCAGAAAAUGAGAAAAUACUCGACAUUUUGGGGGAAACUUGUAAAUCUGAGCCAGUAAAAGAAGAAGGUUCCGAGCUGGAGCAGCCCUUUGCACAGGAUACAAGUAGCGUGGGGCCAGACAGAAAGCUUGCGGAGGAAGAGGACCUUUUUGGCAGCGCCCAUCCGGAGGAGGGUGAUUUAGAUUUGGCCAGCGAGUCAACAGCACAAGCUCAGUCGAGCAGGGCAGACACCCUGUUAGCGGUAGUGAAAAGGGAGCCCGUGGAGCAGCCAGGCGAUGGCGCGCGGACGGACUGUGAGCCUGUAGGGCUAGAGAAGCCAGUUGAGCAGAGUAGUAAAGCCUCAGAGCACACGGAAGCCUCUAGCGAGGAGGCCGCGGAAGCGCCCCCGGAAGCCUCAAGCCCAGACCCCAGAGAUAGCAAAGAAGACGUGAAGAAGUUUGCUUUUGAAGCUUGUAAUGAAGUCCCUCCGGCUCCUAAAGAGUCCUCAGCCAGUGAGGGCGCUGAUCAGAAAAUGAGCUCUUUUAAGGAAGAAAAAGAUAUAAAGCCAAUCAUUAAAGAUGAAAAAGCAGGUCGCACCAGCAGCAGCUCUGGACGGAACCUGUGGGUCAGUGGACUGUCCUCCACAACUCGAGCAACAGAUCUGAAGAACCUCUUCAACAAGUAUGGAAAGGUUGUCGGGGCCAAAGUGGUGACCAACGCCCGCAGUCCCGGAGCUCGGUGCUAUGGAUUUGUUACCAUGUCGACAUCUGAUGAAGCUACAAAGUGCAUCAGCCAUCUCCACAGAACUGAGCUGCAUGGAAGAAUGAUCUCCGUAGAGAAGGCCAAAAACGAACCUGCUGGGAAAAAGCUGUCUGACAGGAAAGAAUGUGAAGUGAAGAAAGAAAAAUUAUCUAGUGUUGACAGACAUCAUCCUGUGGAGAUCAAAAUUGAAAAAACGGCGAUUAAGAAGGAGGAGAAGAUGGAGAAAAAGGAGGAAAAAAAGCCUGAAGACAUUAAGAAGGAAGAAAAAGACGAGGAUGAGCUGAAACCAGGACCUGCAAAUCGGUCCCGAGUCACCAAAUCAGGAAGCAGAGGAAUGGAACGGACGGUCGUGAUGGAUAAAUCGAAAGGAGAGCCUGUCAUUAGCGUGAAAACCACAAGCAGGUCAAAAGAGAGAAGCUCCAAGAGUCAGGAUCGCAAAUCGGAAAGCAAAGAGAAGAGAGACAUUUUGUCGUUUGAUAAAAUCAAAGAGCAAAGGGAGCGCGAGCGCCAGAGGCAGCGGGAACGGGAGAUCCGAGAGACGGAGAGGCGGCGAGAGCGCGAGCAGCGCGAGCGGGAGCAGCGCCUGGAGGCCUUCCACGAGCGCAAGGAGAAGGCGCGCCUGCAGCGGGAGCGCCUGCAGCUCGAGUGCCAGCGGCAGCGGCUAGAGCGCGAGCGCAUGGAGCGGGAGCGGCUGGAGCGCGAGCGCAUGCGCGUGGAGCGCGAGCGCCGCAAGGAGCAGGAGCGCAUCCACCGCGAGCGCGAAGAGCUGCGGCGCCAGCAGGAGCAGCUGCGCUACGAGCAGGAGCGGCGGCCGGUGCUGCGGAGGCCCUACGAUGACGGGCGGCGAGAUGAUGCUUAUUGGCCGGAAGGCAAGCGUGUGGCCAUGGAGGACAGGUACCGCCCAGACUUCCCUCGGCCUGAUCACCGCUUCCACGACUUUGACCAUCGAGACCGGGGCCAGUACCAGGACCAUGUGGCUGACAGGAUCCGGCUUCACUCCCACCCUCAGGGAGAAGGCUUUAGAUGCAAGCCAGCUUUUUUGCACAGGAGGGAAGGUUCAAGGUCAGUGAUGGGAGAGCGAGAUGGGCAACACUACGCAGACGACCGCCACGGCCAUGGAGGACCCCCCGAGCGCCACAGCCGGGACUCCCGGGACGGCUGGGGGGCCUACGGCUCCGACAAGAGGACGAGCGAGGGCCGGGGGCCGCCGCCUCCACCCAGGGGUGGACGUGACUGGGCGGAGCACAGUCAGAGGCUGGAAGAGCAUCCGGAGCGUGCGUGGCCAGGCUCAGUGGACGCAGGCACGGCAGGCCGGGAGCAUGCGCGGUGGCAAGGUGGUGAGAGGGGCCUAUCUGGGCCCUCGGGGCCAGGACACAUGGCAAAUCGGGGCGGGAUGUCGGGGCGAGGCGGCUUUGCACAAGGCGGGCAUUCCCAGGGUCACAUGGUGCCUGGUGGCGGACUGGAAGGUGGAGGACUGGCCGGCCAGGACCGGGGCAGCAGAGUCCCGCACCCCCACCCCCACCCCCACCCAUACCCCCACUUCACCCGUCGCUACUAAACCCCACUCACUCCGAGUGUCCAGGUAGGCAGAUGCACUGUUGAAUAAUCUCAGCCGGAGUUACCUUGAACUUGUGGAACCUUUUAAGAAACAAAAGCAAAUCCUGCCACCAUGUUGUAGCUCAAAACAAUGUGAAUUCACUUUUUUUUUUUAAAUAAACGUGUUCUUCUCUGCCAUUUUUAAGACAAGAUUUCUGUUAACGAGGCAUUCCAUUUUCCAUUAAUAAAAGUUUAUGG
Molecule: messenger RNA, 3246 nt
Organism: Zalophus californianus (California sea lion)
Lineage: Eukaryota; Metazoa; Chordata; Mammalia; Carnivora; Otariidae
Gene: SAFB2
Product: scaffold attachment factor B2
Exons: 22
Coding region: 83-3010 (975 amino acids)
Biological process (GO): regulation of transcription by RNA polymerase II; regulation of mRNA processing; regulation of androgen receptor signaling pathway
Cellular component (GO): nucleus
Molecular function (GO): sequence-specific DNA binding; RNA binding
Source: RefSeq, a predicted model, not a curated record